UCAUCACCCAGCAGUAGUUGCGACACUCCAGGCGGAAGCCGCAUUCAUUGAAUUUGUUCCUGUUUGAGUUUCCACGUUUGCGUUGAGGAUUUAAGAAGUAUUGUUUUGUUUUGUUUUCCCCCGUAAAGGUCGACAAAUUUAACCAAUCCCCACAGGUACCCGCGGCCUUGGUGACAUGGUGGGCUAUGACCCCAGGCUACAGGGGGUACCGCUCAGUGCCCAGGAGGCAGCCCUGGCGGGGUCGGCUGCCGGCACGGUCACCCGAGCCCUCAUCAGCCCUUUGGACGUCAUCAAAAUCCGAUUUCAGCUGCAGAUUGAGAGUCUGUCCUCUGCAAGGCCAGGAGGGAAGUAUUGGGGCUUAUUUCAGGCGGCACGUUGUAUUCACGCAGAAGAGGGCCUUGCUGCUUUUUGGAAGGGUCACGUCCCCGCGCAGCUGCUGUCAAUCUGCUAUGGAGCAGUGCAGUUUGCCACGUUCGAGUGUCUGACCAAGGCGGUCCACGACACGACGUCCUUUGACAGCCAGACGUCAGGGGUGCACUUCCUGUGCGGGGGCUCGGCCGCCUGCUCGGCCGCGGUGGCGUGUCAGCCUCUGGACACGCUCAGGACGCGCUUUGCCGCUCAGGGCGAGCCCAAGUUGUACAGGAGCCUGGCGCACGGCGUGUGUACGAUGUGUCGCUCGGAGGGAGCGCUGACGUUCUAUCGCGGCCUCUCGCCGACGCUCGUUGCCGUGUUUCCUUACGCCGGACUGCAGUUCUUCUUCUACAACGUCUUCAGAAGGCAGCUGGCGCCGCCUCCUCCUGCUGGGAAAUCGGGAGAAAACCUACGGAGUCUGCUAUGUGGCAGCGGAGCCGGCAUGAUCAGCAAAACGAUCACGUAUCCAUUUGACCUCUUCAAGAAGAGACUGCAAGUCGGAGGCUUUGAGGAGGCCAGAGUCCACUUUGGACAGGUGCGCCGCUACCGUGGCUUAGCGGACUGUGUCGCGCAGAUGGCCAAAGAGGAGGGCGCGCGAGGCUUCUUUAAAGGCCUCUCCCCGAGCCUGCUCAAGGCGGCCCUGUCCACCGGCUUCACUUUCUUUUGGUACGAAUUGUUCCUCAACGUGUUACGAGACCUCAAAGACGCGCCGACGGCGUCAGCGACUGUGCGGCGGGGAGAUAGCGAAGGCGAUCAGCCGGAUGGGGAGUAGUCAUGGCACUUCCUGUUGCGUUUACAAAAUGGGAGACGCGGCGGCAGGACUCUUUACAGUGCCUGUACUGUUGUACACUCAAAAGACAUUUAUUUAUCAUAUUAUUCUAUUGUGUUUUUGAAUGAAUGCUAUCAUGGGUUUAUUUCACUAUUAAACUGAACUUUGCACACUUUAA
Molecule: messenger RNA, 1358 nt
Organism: Phycodurus eques (leafy seadragon)
Lineage: Eukaryota; Metazoa; Chordata; Actinopteri; Syngnathiformes; Syngnathidae
Gene: slc25a19
Product: solute carrier family 25 member 19
Exons: 7
Coding region: 176-1183 (335 amino acids)
Biological process (GO): thiamine pyrophosphate transmembrane transport
Cellular component (GO): mitochondrial inner membrane
Molecular function (GO): thiamine transmembrane transporter activity
Source: RefSeq, a predicted model, not a curated record